CACUAAACACACCCCAUACACGUGCACGAGCGUGCGCGAGUGCACGUAGCACCGUGCGGCACGCUGCCGACAUCUCGGCGCAGGAACGCAGACGUGACGGCGCGGGGCUCCAACCCACGGAAUCCGUGAUGCUGGCCCUAUAAAAAGUGCACCAAGGUCUGCUCCACACUCCACAGCCGAUCUUCUCUUUGCGCACACCUGCUGGUCUUCCUGCCCACCUGCUUGUCUUCCCGGGCGCGUCAAUGCCGCACGCCAACAACUCCUUCAGCUCCGGUCGAGAGCUCCUGGACUUCCACCAGCUGCCCCCGAGCGGCCCCGUGGAUUCUGACACGGACAAUAACGAUGCGAGUCGAGCAUGCGUUUUCACGGGGGCGUCCGCCCCGGCCCAGAACGGACAAAAGGUGGCGUGCUGGGGUCAGCUGUGCGGCUGGGGGGCGCUGACCCCCAAAGCCAUCCAGGUGUUCAACACGCCCCGCUGGGUGCUGUUCUUCCUGUGCGUGGCCUCCUUCCUGCAGGGCAUGAUCAUCAACGGCUUUGUCAACACGGUGGUGACGUCCAUCGAGAGGCGCUUCGACCUGCACAGCUACCAGUCGGGCGUCAUCGUCAGCUCCUACGACAUCGCCGCCUGCGUCUGCCUCGCCUUCGUCAGCUACUUCGGCGGCACGGGCCACAAGCCCCGCUGGCUGGGCUGGGGCGUGCUCCUCAUGGGGCUGGGCUCGCUGGUCUUCGCCUUGCCGCACUUCACCACGCCGCCGUACCGGGUCAGCCUGUCCCAGCAGGCCGGCAUGUGCGGUGGCAACCGGACCGGCCUGUGCCGGGACAGCGGCAACGCGGGUCUGUCCGGGUAUCGUUACGUCUUCAUGCUGGGACAGUUCCUGCACGGCAUGGGAGCCACGCCCCUCUACACGCUGGGAGUCACCUACCUGGACGAGAACGUCAAGUCCAACUACGGGCCGGUUUACAUCGGGAUCUUCUACACUGCUGCCAUUGUGGGCCCGGCUGUGGGCUACCUGCUGGGGGGCUACUUCCUCAACAUUUACACCGAAACCUCCCUCACGACAGAGAUGACCCCGGAGAACCCCCUGUGGGUCGGUGCGUGGUGGAUCGGCUUCCUGGUGGGCGGGGCCGCCGCUCUGCUGGUGGCGUUUCCCAUCCUGGGCUACCCGAGACAGCUGCCAGGGCACAAGACGGUGCGCUUGUCCGAGGCCCACCAGCUCAAAGACGGCAGCCACACUACAGCUUCUGACCCUCAGUUUGGCAAGUCGGUCAAAGACAUGCCCAGGUCUGUGCUCCUCCUCCUGAAGAAUCCCACCUUCUUGUUUCUGUGCUUGGCGGGGGCCACCGAGGCCACCCUCAUCAGCGGCAUGUCCACCUUUGGUCCCAAGUUCUUGGAGGCACAGUUUAGCCUCAGCGCGUCUGAAGCUGCCACCUGGUUUGGCUUGAUGGUGGUACCUGCGGGAGGAGGCGGUACCUUCCUGGGCGGCUACAUGGUGAAGCGACUGAACCUGCGCUGUCGAGACAUCAUUCGCUUCUGCAUCGUCUGCGGCGUGGUCAGCCUGGCCGCCAUCUUCAUUUUCUUCAUCAACUGCCCCAACGUGCGGAUGGCCGGCGUGGACGUUCCGUACUCGGACUUGGGUCCCUCGUAUGACCGACUGCACGGCGCAGGAAACUGGAGCUCCUGGGCGCCGCAGAGCUUGAACGCGGACUGCAACGCGGCGUGCGGCUGCGGCCGGGAGCUGUACAACCCGGUGUGCGGCGCCGACGCCAUCAUGUACUACUCGCCAUGCCACGCCGGCUGCAGCGCCUUCAACCAAACGUCUAACAUAGGCAGAAAGGUCUACUCAGGCUGCAGCUGCGUGGUGGCCAACGCCACCCAGGACGUGGGCGUAGCGGUGGCAGGAAAGUGCAGCAGCGCCUGCAACCACAUGUUAGUCUUCCUCAUCUUUUGCUUCGUGGUGAUGAUGUUCACCUUCCUCUGCAGCAUCCCCGCUCUCACCGCCACGCUCAGGUGCGUGCCCGACAGCCAGAAAUCCUUCGGUCUCGGGAUCCAAUGGAUUCUGGUGCGCACCUUGGGCGGCAUUCCGGGUCCCAUCGCUUUCGGCUCUAUGAUCGACGUCUCCUGCCUCCUGUGGCAGGACCAGUGUGGAGAUCCAGGUUCUUGCUACCUCUACCAGAACUCCGCCAUGAGCCGCUACAUGCUAAUUGCCGGCGUCAUCUAUAAGGUUUUGGGCACCGUCUUCUUCUUGCUGGCCAGCGUCUUGUACCAACCUCCUCCGGAGUCGCCUCAAAACCCUGAUCCCAAAAGCAGAGACAAAAAAGACUUGCCUGUGAAAGAUCUUCCUGCGGACAGAGUCAUCGCCAACCCGCAUGCUUGGUUGUGAUGUCCAAGAGAAUUGCUGACCUUGGUCUGAUUCCCUGGUGCUUCUUCAACCUUCUACACCUUCAGCCUUAACAAAGUUCAACAGGACUUCUAUAGCAUGAAUCAACGUUUUGUCUGACGGGCACUAAAACUUUCCUAUUGUUCAAGUUCCAGAGACUUAUAUGUGGGCCAACUGAGCAGUUUUGCUUAGGGAGUCCAGAUCUGUAUCCAUGUCGACCACGAUCCUUAACUAACCUCAACCAGUUCUGGUGGGAAUGUUUCUUAGUCAGUAAACCGAACAACUGGAUUAGUCCUGGCCUGUGUCCAAGUCUGUUACCAUCCUAAACAAACCUCUACAACCAGACAGGUUUACACCAGAACCUGGAUCAGUUCUGGUAGAAAUGUUGACUGUCCUUCGACUUCAUUAACCAGAUUAGUUCCAGACACUUAUGUGCCAGUUGGAGCAGUUCCUAAAUAUUUUUAAUCAGAUUAGUUCCAGACACUUCUAGAACAGAUUUGGUGGGAAAGCUCCUUAGCAACGGACCGAACUGGAGUUAGUCCUGGCCUAUGUACACAUCUGUUACCAUCCAAAACAAACCUUUACAAUUAAGUUCCAGACACGUGCACACCAGGUUCUGGUGUCAUGUGACCAAACUAUAUUCUUUGAGUCCUGGUCUGCCACAAUCCUCAACCAACCAGUCUUCAAACCGUCAAUUUAGUGUCUUGAUUUCAACCGUUUCCUUCUGACAUCUUAAAAAGCUGCAGAGACUUGUGCACCAGGUUUGUUUUUUUAUGGUUGCGAAAGUUCAGAAUGUUCAUAGUCCACAGAGAACUACAGUAGAGUUCUAGUUUUUUUCCAUGUCUGACACAAUCUGGAACCAACUUUCUCCCACCUGUCAGAUUGGCCUCAACUCCCACAGGAUUUGACACCAGAACUUGCACUAAUUUUGAUUUGCAGGACUUUGUUCUAUCCUAAAUUUUGACUUGUAGGACUUUGUUCACAAAUUUUGACUUGCAGGACUUUGUUCUAUCCUAAAUUUUGACUUGUAGGACUUUGUUCACAAAUUUUGACUUGCAGGACUUUGUUCUCACACAUUUUGACUUGCAGGACUAGAACAAAUGUUGACUUGCAGUACUUUGUUCUCACACAUUUUGACUCGAAGGACUUAUUUGUCACAAAUUUGGACUUGCAGGACUAGAACAAAUUUUGACUUGCAGUACUUUGUUCUCUCAAAUUUUGACUUGCAGGACUUUGUUCUCACAAAUGUUGACUUGCAGGACUAGAACAAAUGUUGACUUGCAGUACUUUGUUCUCACAAAUUUUGAGUCAAAGGACUUUGUUCUCACAAAUUUUGACUUGCAGGACUAGAACAAAUUUUGACUUGCAGUACUUUGUUCUCUACAAUUUUGUCUUGCAGGACUUUGUUCUCUCAAAUUUUGACUUGCAGGACUUUGUUUUCUCAAAUUUUGACUUGUAGGACUUUGUUUUCUUAAAUUUUGACUUUCCCACAAAUUUUUACCUUGCAGGACUUUGUUCUCUCCUAAAGUUUGACUUGCAGGACUUUGUUCUCACAAAUUUUUACUUGCAGGACUUUGUUCUGACACAUUUUGACUUGCAGGACUUUGUUCACACAAAUUUUUACUUUCUUACAAAUUUUGCAUUUCAGGACUUUGUUCUCCCAAAUCUUGACUGGCAGGAUUUUGUUCUUAACUUGCAGGACUUUGCUCUCCCAAAUUUUGAUUUGCAGGACUUUGUUCUCACAUAUUUUGACUUGCAGGACUUUGUUUUCUUAAAUUUUGACUUUCUCACAAAUUUUACCUUACAGGACUUUGUUCUCUCCUAAAUUUUGACUUGCAGGACUUUGUUCUCACAAAUUUUUACUUGCAGGACUCUGUUCUGACACAUUUUGACUUGCAGGACUUUGUUCUCACAAAUUUUUACUUUCUCACAAAUUUUGACUUGCAGGUCUUUGUUCUCCCAAAUCUUGACUGGCAGGACUUUGUUCUUAACUUGCAGGACUUUGUUCUUAACUUGCAGGACAUUGCUCUCCCAAAUUUUGAUUUGCAGGACUUUGUUCUCACAAAUUUUUACUUGAAUUGUGAACUUUACAUAUUGCACAUUUUCCCCACAUAAAUGAAGACAAUUUGUCAGCCCAACUUUAUUCUGAUCAAAUUAAUAUUUUCCCCUCAAACUUGACAUCUGGCGGUCAUUUUGUUCUCCAACAUUCUCCAACAGUCUGAUACUUCUUAGAAAAUCUUAGAAAAUGAAGACGUGAUCACCAAAAAGUUCCUUUGUUCACAGUUGUUGUGACAUCAGACGUGCCAAAGCAACUUCCUGCUUUUAUAUGUAAAUAUUUCAUGUUUAAAAUAUUAUUGUGUUGUUUUGUACUCCUACUUACUUGGCUUUCUGUUUUUUUAAACCUAUUUUUUAUGGUAAAAUGUCCACAUUUUCUAUGAACAAGAAAUAUUCGAAUGAGCAGGCCCAUAAUAAAAACCUUCCAUGAUUUUCUUGCUAUUCAUUUUCUUCAGGAUGGAGUUGGGCGAGGUUCCGGGUUUUGAUCAAGGUUAGGAUUGGAGUCAAGGUCUAGAUCUGGGGGGUUAGGCUUUGGGUUCGCCAUAAAAUUGAAGUUAUUUGUUUAGCAAUGAGAAGCUCAAUUCAACCUGACUGGAGUCUUCAGGUUAGACUCCUAGACCAGUCCUUUUCAUACUGGUACUGGUACCACUAAACACGGUGUGACUGUUCAACGUGUGUGUGAUGUUACAGUGACCAAGAAGAUCAAAUAUACUUGCUAAAAAUAUUAAACCACGCCCUUGUUUUUAACGAAUACUUAGGCCUACUACCCCACUGUAGUACUUUGUGAAAACUAGACCUUCAAUAUACUGUGAUUGCAUGAAUUAGGUGAAGGGAUAAAAAGAUGGCAUACCGACAAUAAAAGAACUGCACUGAACACAAAUAUAAAAAUAUAUUUCAGGUUUAAUACUUUUAUUCCCAAUGUAAAUCUCCUCAACACCGCACUAAGUGAAUCCUUUUUUUUUUGGCCGCGUUACUUUGUUCUUUAAGUUGAGGUGGAGUGGUAAUUAUUUGUGUUUGAUCAUUCAUGAAGUUAGGCUCAUAAGUUGAAUAAUGCGGACACGUUUGUUACUGGAUACCUUCUAGUACUGCCUUGGAGACUUUGUAUGUGUGAGUGAUAUGUAAGUAGAAUUAUUUGAUGCUUGUUUACGUUGAAAAAUGUUCAUUUUUCAAUGAUUAUUACCUCUUGUGCUAUUGUGUGCUUAGCUGUUGUUUAGCUGCUACAGCCUUACAUGUGUACCUUUUGUAAACGACUUCAAUUACUUUGCACAAGUAAACCCGCUGCAGGACUACCUUUUUUUCUUUUUUUUUUUUUUUAAAUAUCGGGUCGAUACAUGAUACCAAUAUUGGAUCAAAACACUCGGGUUUUUUUUUAGUUGAUUUUGACAAACAUUUUAGGUUCAUGUUUGAGCGUUGAAGUGGUCGAUCAUAAAGUCCAAAGUUCAAAUGUUUGUAGAAAACCAGAAACAACUUCAAAGGUGGAAUU
This is a messenger RNA of Entelurus aequoreus (snake pipefish), 5916 nucleotides long. It is a transcript of the gene slco4a1, whose product is annotated as solute carrier organic anion transporter family, member 4A1. Gene Ontology annotation, biological process: transmembrane transport; sodium-independent organic anion transport. The record is from RefSeq and is a predicted model, not a curated record. The coding region runs from base 243 to 2381 and encodes 712 amino acids. The transcript has 12 exons. Gene Ontology annotation, cellular component: membrane. Gene Ontology annotation, molecular function: protein binding. NCBI's taxonomy places the organism in Eukaryota, Metazoa, Chordata, Actinopteri, Syngnathiformes, Syngnathidae.